CUUGCUGGUGUACAAGAAAGAAUAGUCGCUAUGUCCGAAACGGCGCCUGUUGCAGCUCCUGCUGUUUCUGCUCCUGACGCAAAAGCCGCCGCUAAAAAACCGAAGAAGACGACACGGGGCUCUAAAGCCCGCAAGCCGUCUGGUCCCAGCGUGACAGAGCUGAUCACCAAAGCAGUGUCCGCUUCCAAGGAGCGCAAAGGGGUCUCGUUGGCGGCUCUUAAGAAGGCUCUGGCCGCCGGAGGGUACGAUGUGGAGAAAAGCAACAGCCGCAUCAAAGUAGGACUCAAGAGCCUUGUAAGCAAAGGUACUUUGGUGCAGACCAAAGGCACCGGCGCCUCUGGUUCUUUUAAACUCAGCAAGAAACUGGCUGACACCAAGGAAAAGGCGCCGAAGAAGAAGCCAGCGACAAAGCCUAAGAAACCAGCUGCCAAGAAACCCAAAAAGGCUGCGAUCGCUAAAAAAAGCCCUACAAAAGUCAAGCCAGCGGCUGCCGCGCCCAAGAAAGCAGCCAAGAGCCCUAAAAAUAUUAAAGCGGCUAAACCCAAGAAGGCAGUUAAGAGCCCGGCUAAGGAGAAAGCGGUGAAGCCCAAAGUGGCCAAGCCUAAGCUAACCAAACCCAAAGUAGCAAAGGCUAAGAAGGCAGCGCCUAAGAAGAAGUAA
Messenger RNA from Gopherus flavomarginatus (Mexican gopher tortoise), 660 nucleotides. Its product is annotated as histone H1-like. Bases 31 to 660 code for a protein of 209 amino acids. The record is from RefSeq and is a predicted model, not a curated record. Gene Ontology annotation, biological process: nucleosome assembly. The transcript has a single exon. Lineage: Eukaryota; Metazoa; Chordata; Testudines; Testudinidae. Gene Ontology annotation, molecular function: DNA binding; structural constituent of chromatin. Gene Ontology annotation, cellular component: nucleosome.